Molecule: messenger RNA, 1575 nt
Organism: Harpegnathos saltator (Jerdon's jumping ant)
Lineage: Eukaryota; Metazoa; Arthropoda; Insecta; Hymenoptera; Formicidae
Exons: 3
Coding region: 888-1166 (92 amino acids)
Source: RefSeq, a predicted model, not a curated record
AAUCUACGCCUUCCUCUGGUCCAACGCGUGCGAGCGUGUCGGCGGAGAGGCGAACGACGUAUGCAAAGAAUGAUUAAUACAAAUCCUUGACGCUCCCUCGGCAUUGCUCACGAGCACCUUGCCGCCGCUUGUCACGCUGUUCGCCUUCGAACAGGAUAUAAUAAGUCGUAGGCGUGCCGUCGCAUAAUUUCGCCCGAGGUGGCUUCUAUCGGUUUUCGCGACGUUCCGGAGACUGCGGAGAUCGCGCGGGCGUUAACGAGACGUAUCGCGACUAUCUUUCUGUCUACGCACGUAAACGCUCCUGAUAAUCACGUCGACGUCGCGCGAGCGUCUCCGGGAGAUCCGUCUCUCCGGAGAAGAUCGAUCCAGAUCGUCGUGCGCGACAACGACGACUACGACGACGACGACGACGCUGAUCGACGCUAACACCCUUGGAAAGCAGUUGGCACCAUCCGAGGAAAGUCGCACUUUCACACGCGCGAUUUCGCGAGAGAAGAAUGAAGGAUGUCCGCUCUUCCUCUCUCUCCUGAUCGCUCCUCCUCUUCCUCGUCGUCGUCGUUGAGUCUCCGUUUUCCUCCUCCUACUCCAACUCGUCAUCGUCGCUCACCACCUCGCGUAGGCACGUCGGCGGCACUUACAAUCGCACGUCGGCGCGAUCUCCCACGGAUUGCGCCAAUUCCCUUAUUCUCGAGCUUCCCCACUCGACGGCAGGUGUGUUUUCAUCCGCGCGGCGGUCCACGACGGCCCGACAGCCGUCUAGUGCAGUAUCAAGCAUCGCCACGGUGAGGUGUGAUUUGCGCGGGAUCGACCGACCGACCGACCGUCCGAUCUGAUUUUCCCCAGAAGCUUCUUCUUCUCCGAGAUUCUUGCGCGCCGUGGAAAGAAAUAUGAAGACCACCGGCGGUUGCACGCUCAUCCUCGUCUGCUCCGUCGCCGCGAUCCUCGUCGCGGUGCAAGCCAAGCCCACGAUCUACAAGAGGAACGAGGACAACGUCUUCGAGCCAGUUAUGGUGCCCGUGUCAUCCACGGUGAUUCCAUUGCCGGUCUACAAGGUGGGCUACGGCUUGGGCUUUGUAUCGAAGGAUAAAAAGAUGCAGUCGUCGUUCAAGCCGGAAGAUGGAAUCAAACUGAUAACUAUCAAGAAGACCCAGGAGAAGAAGACGUGAACGAAGGCGCUUAACUACACUGUCGAUGUCGAAUGCUAAUUCGCCGGAUGCGCGCAUCGCGUUUUACAAAGUAAACACUUCGCUCGCGUUAGAACGCGAUUUCGACGAGUUUUCUUACGGGCGCCAGUUUCUCGACUCAUGACUUGCAGAUUCGUUUCGGGCGACGGCAGAAAAUUUACACGGAGUUUAUUCUAUUUUAUCGGACAGAUUGAAACGGAAAACAACGCGAGCAAAACGCGAACACGCCUUGCACGCGCGCGCGUGCGUAUUAUCGUUAUCGCGAAUAACUCGUUAUGUUACAUCUAAUGUAGUUCGUUCCCUAAGAAGCUUCACACCAAAAAAAGGAAUAUACCUCUCCGCAACUGUUAAUUAAUGACUCCUGUCAUCGGAAAUAUACGUUACUACGUCU